AUGUCCUUGCUGGGCCUGGGAAUCGAACUCGGGUUUGGUUCCCAGGCUCCAGUAGAAGCUAAGAGUGUGCGCUGUGCCAAAAAGUGGAAGGGCGUUCCAAAAAGGGGGAGGAAGCCAGCUAUCAACAUUAGAACACCAUCCAGGAUAAGGAGCAACAAUGUCAUGAACCGGGUCUUCAACCGUGGGGAACAGCAGAAUCGGGUGCAAAUUCCGGCUUCUGCUGAUCUUGGAGAAAGCAAUGUGGCCAUUAAUGAGGAAAAAGCAGGACCAGCACCUUGCCAACUGAGAUGCGUUGCCAUGGACCACAUCAUGAACAAACAUCCAAUACCUUCAAGAAUGUCAGAGAAACGGACACGUUCUUCCAGCAGUAGUUCCAGGAAAUGUAACAGCGACAGCGCCAGCAUGAAAGAGUGUGCGCUGUGCAAAAAAGCGGAAGGGCGUUCCAAAAAGGGGGAGGAAGCCAGCUAUCAACAUUAUUACACCAUCCAGGAAAAGGAGCAACAAUGUCAUGAACCGGGUCUUCAACCGUGGGGAACAACAGAAGGUUUCCUGCCCCGACUUUUCAAUAAAGUAUUGGAGGAAGAAGUACAGAAUACAAACUUGUUGGAUGCAGAUGGGGCGGCAACAUUACUUCAUGAAAUACGAAGCAUGCCAAACAAAAAGCAAUGCUUCUCAUUCGACGGGGCUGUGGGAACUUUUGCAUUCUAUAGAUGGUUAACCAAUGCAUAUGACAUACACGCAAUUACUGUCAUAGGAAGGUACCUGGAGAACAACAUGAUCAACACUGACAAUUACGCAAAAUUCAGAUUCUGGUUCCAGAAAGUUUUUCGGAAAAGGAAUACAACAUGGAAUGCGUUCAAGACGUGUUUUUCAUAUCAGGACAUGGCUAAUCGACUCUCCUCGACAGCGCUUGAC
Molecule: messenger RNA, 915 nt
Organism: Notodromas monacha
Lineage: Eukaryota; Metazoa; Arthropoda; Ostracoda; Podocopida; Cyprididae
Source: the annotation of a GenBank genome assembly